Molecule: messenger RNA, 6028 nt
Organism: Myxocyprinus asiaticus (Chinese sucker)
Lineage: Eukaryota; Metazoa; Chordata; Actinopteri; Cypriniformes; Catostomidae
Gene: angptl1a
Product: angiopoietin-like 1a
Exons: 5
Coding region: 400-1842 (480 amino acids)
Biological process (GO): cell surface receptor protein tyrosine kinase signaling pathway
Source: RefSeq, a predicted model, not a curated record
AGCAGCUGGGAGUUCAAGAGCCAUGCCAGUGGCCCAGAGCCUGUGAACUCUCGAAUGGUAGCUCGCUACUGGGCUGUUCAAGGCCCUGGGAGGUGGGGAUACGGACUCAAGGAGUUUAGGGGAGGAGGCCUUAAUAUCCUGGGACAGAAGAGAUGAGUGCAGGUUUUUGGAGUUUUAGAGAGCCGUAGGGAGAGUAAGGAAUCACGGAAGACACCCAGAAUCUGGAAGACUAGACGGAUCUCAACAGAAAACAGAUGCAAACAAAUAGCAGUCCUCAAACGUUAAGGUCAAAAGGUAUUAAGCAUUGGAUUUACCACUAUCUGAAGUUAGAGAAGGAAGAGAAGGACAAUCAGUAGAGGAAGAAAUCCAAAAGUAGGGGAGGGCAUUAAAGAAGCAACCAUGAGAGGCAUAACAUGGAACAUGGGCAUCAUGCUCUGCCUCUCCAUCUGCAUGUUCUGCAAAAGUUACUCAGGAAAUGAACUUCUGCAAUCACGGCAACGACGGGCACCUUCCGACGACCCCAAAAAGUGCGCUUACACUUUCUUGGUACCUCAGCAAAAGAUCACUGGUCCGAUCUGUGCUUCUGCCACUGGGCCUGAGCCGGACAAGGAACGGGUGACCCGUAUGGACAUUGCUGACAUGCGGGAGAUCCUAUCCAAGCAGCGGAGGGAGAUUGAGGUGCUGCAACUAGUGGCGGAUGUGGACGGGAACUUGGUAAAUGAAAUGAAGCUUUUGCGCAAAGAGUCCCGUAACAUGAAUUCCCGGGUGACACAGCUCUACAUGCAGUUGCUUCAUGAGAUCAUCCGCAAGAGGGACAACUCCCUGGAACUGGUACAGUUGGAGAACCGUGUGCUGAACGUCACAACUGAGAUGCUCCGCCUGGCCUCCCGCUACAAAGAGAUAGAGUUGCGUUUCGCAGGCCUUGCUGCCACUGUCAACAACCAAUCGGUGCUCAUUGCUGCACUGGAAGAGCGCUGUCUCCGUGGAUAUGGGCGUCAAGAUCUGCCGGCAGUGCCACCGUUGGUGCAGGUGGUGCCAGAGAGCAUUCCGGCCAACAACAACCGCUUCACCAAUGAGAUUCAGAGAGACAACAACAACCAAGCUUUUCCAAGGGGAACACGGUUGGAUGCCCCAACGCCUGACACACUGGGAAUCCCACCCCCUCCCCAGGGCACCCUCACCUCAGAUGGGCCGUUCAGAGACUGUUUCCAGGUGCGGCAGGCAGGGCACACUACCAGUGGGAUGUAUCUGUUGAAGGCAGAAGGCAGUGAUAGACUGAUUCAGGCCUGGUGCGAGCAUAAAUUAGACAAUGGAGGCUGGACUGUUUUUCAGCGAAGGAAAGAUGGUUCUGUCAACUUCUUUAGGAACUGGGAAAACUACAAGAAAGGCUUUGGAAACAUAGAUGGAGAGCACUGGCUGGGAUUGGAGAACAUUUAUAACCUGGCCAAGCAGGGGAAUUACAAAUUGCUGGUGGAGUUGGAGGACUGGGUGGGGAAGAAGGUGUAUGCCGAGUACAGCAGUUUUCAUCUGGAACCUGAGAGCGAGGCCUUCAGGCUAAGACUGGGCACAUACCAGGGCAAUGCUGGAGAUUCACUCACCAGCCACAACGGAAAACCCUUCACGACACUAGACCGGGAUAAAGAUGCCUUCACAGGCAACUGUGCUCAUUUCCACAAAGGCGGUUGGUGGUACAAUGCAUGCGGUCAAACAAAUCUGAACGGUGUGUGGUACUCCGGUGGUGUGUAUCGCAGCAAGUUCCAGGAUGGAAUGUUCUGGGCUGAGUAUGGAGGAGGGUUCUACUCGCUCAAAUCGGUCCGUAUGAUGAUCAGGCCAAUAGAUUGAGGUCAAGAUGCCACAACCCUCUAUGAGUCUAAAUUCAAACCAAAUGAGUCUAAAUUCCUUGAAUGUACUCAUAAUUCACUUCAGCACUUAUUUAUAAUCACACGUUCAUGUUUAUGAUGACUGAAAUGUAUAGCACACAAUACUGAUACAAAUUACUAAAUCUACUUGCGGUGGAGUGGAAGAACCUGGGAAAAAAAAUGACUCUUACAUCGGUGUCGUCUUUCCUCUGGAACUGUCCAUCCCCAAACUGAGAAGACAAACUAAGACACUCUCGGACGGAUUCGGACUAGGGCAUUGUCAACGUCACCAUCUCCUGCUCUUCUUCAUAUCUUCCAUUUUAUUUUACGGUCUAUCAACAUUUUCUUUUUUCAUAGUCUUCAUUGCAAACCCUUCAUCCUCACUGCAGUCCCAUUUCUUCCAACUCUUCCUCAUCCUCAUAGCUUGGACAGAUGACAUCAAAGCCUCAAAGGCUUUUAAUCAAAGCUUUUUUCCACUGGCAACACCUUUGCCAUACACUCUUUACUGAUAUGUAUCUUUAACAAUAAGGACUGGCACUGGGCCUUACUGUUCGCCAGGCACCACUGGCUUUCAGGUGUGAUGUUGGUCUGUAAAUAUAUUUCAUGUUUGUAUUUGUUUGUUUUUAAUUUAAGGACUCACCUCCAAUCCACCCUUAUUCAUUUGUUAUUUAUACACAAGUGAUUUGUAUUUAUGACAGCUAUAAUCCUCCAAUCAUCUAUCUAUCCUCGAUUAUAAUGUGAUAUGCUUUUGUGAUGUAUACAUUUACCCACAGGGACAAUAUUUCAACUAAGGGUGUUUAUUUUGGUCAUUUUGACAACUCGAGUACUCGACGGAUAUAUCGCCCAAGUACUCGAGAUGGAGUGAGUUCUCUUUGUGCUAUUUUUUUAUUGUUGGUAUACCUACAUUUCCAGUCAAAAGUCUGGACACACUUGACUAAAUUUAUAUUACUCAUGAUCUUAAAAACUUUUGAUCUAAACACUUAUGCUUAACCUCUUCAAACCUGUGGACCCGCCGGCAGGUCCAUCAGGGGGCACUAUAUCACGAAAAUACACCGCAUACAUUAGUCAGGGAUAUGUGGUAUUGUUUGAAAGCUUAGAAUCUGAACUUUUCGUAGAUAAAACGCUUCUGCAUUUAUGUCACUUAAAAUAACUAAAUAAGGCCUGAAAACAUCUGUGCCACAAAUAAGUGCUACCUAGUGGUCAUGUGGUAGAAAUAUGAAUAUGAAUAUAAAAGUCUUUCAAAUAGCACUUAAAUAUACAAAUCAUAUAUCUGAUAUGAACGAAAGCUCUCAUUCUCAGGAAUGCAACUGUACAGUUUAUUUGUUGCCCUAAUACCACAGUUAGAACGAAAUAUGAUUUCUUUAACACAUAAAAUACAAACAUCUCUUUAUAUCUGCUCUUACCUUAGGCGGUUAUCUUCAAAAUGAGCCAUUUUUACUUGUCUGUAAAUUUGCUUGUGUGAAUAAUCCAAUGUUAUAUCUUAGAUGUCCAGAAUAAAAUAUGCGGUCGAGCAGGAAAAGCAUGCCAAAAAAAUCUUAAAUAUAUGUUAAAGGCUAUUGAUGAUAAAAUGGUAUAUAUCAUUGCAAAGGGGCGCUUUCUAAUGAAACUUAGAUUGAGCUUCUAGUCCACUCAGAGGCCAAGUUAUUUGAUGAAACAAUGGGGGUGGUGCAUGAACUGAAAAUUAGGCUGAGUGUCUAUGGACGAGCACAUCUGUGAAUCCUAAAAUGUGUCAGAGCGCCACCUACAUUUCAAAUCUUCAUAUUGUGAUGGAAAGUGAUAGAGGAAAAUACUUUUUUCUACUACAUGCUGCCAUUUAGUGGAAUUUAUUUCUGAAAAAUGAGACCAAUUUUUGGCAAUUAGUCCACAGUGUGUGUGAAUGGUGAGCUUUUAAAUUUGAGUGUGAAAAAUUGCAGAGUUGAAGAGGUAAAAUGCUUGAGUCUUGCAGACAAAUAUGAAAUCUCACUAUGCAUGAAUUUCUUUACAAAACUAAAACAUUAUGGUAACACUUUAAAACAAUGUUGUAUUUCUUAAUAUUAGUUAAUUACAUUAGUAAACAUGAAACUAACCAUGAACUACACUUUUACAGCACUUAUUAAUAUUGGUUAAUGUUAAUUUCAACAUAUAAUAGUACAUUUUUAACAUUAAAAGUUAAAGAAUUACUUAAUUAACCAACAUUAACUAACAUUGAACAAUUAUAAAUUAAUAAAUCAACAUUAACCAAGAACAAUAAAUGCUGUAAAAAUAUUGUUCAUUGUUAGUUCAUGAUACCUUAUGCAUUUACUAAUGAUAACUAAUAUAACCUUAUUGUAGUGCUAUCAAUGUUGUUUAAUAUUAUUAUUAAUUUUUUUUGGUGUUUUUUUUUUUUUUUUGGACUUGAUAGUAAAGGAGGCAGGAUACAUGUGCACAGCAUACAUGAGAACUCCCUCAAUACUGUUUAAAAGCAUCUCAGGUGGAUACUUCCAGUUGACUGAGAGAAUGACCAGAAUGUACAGAGCUGUAAACAAGGCAAAAGUGGUGACUUUUAAAAUUAUAUACAAGAUAUUUUGAUUUGUUUAAAAUGUUUGGUCACUGCAUAGCUUCCAUACUUACAUUUGUGUUAGUUGAUGACUUUACUAUUAUUAAAAAAUGUGGAAAAGUGUGAUAAUAAAGAAUAAGUAUGCAAGUCUAGCUUUUGACUGGUAGUGUACAUAUGCAACAGACGGAUAUUUUUUUUGUUUUUUUUGCAUUAUGUCUUGCUGUUUUGAGUCUCAUGGCAUGAACUUUGCGUUUUAAGAAUAGUCCACAUAUUAAAAAUGUGUCUCAAGACCUCGUAUUCUAUUCUAUUCUAUUCAGUUCUGUUCUGUCUAACCAUUUUUUAAUGCAAGACCAUGUCCUGUGUGUACACUCUCUAAUCUGCUCCACACAGUCAAGCUCUGUGACUGUCCCAGACUGAAAAUCACUCUGUAUGGUGUUGACACUGACACAAGUUGCCGGCCCCCUCUAACAAAGUUAUCCCCAAAAUUACACUGUGAAAUAGGGCUGAAACGAUUAGUCGACAAAAAUUUUCAUUGUUGAAUAGUCGUUUGAUCUCAUUUAACGUAACAUGAGAUCACAUUAAACUCUAAUGAUGAUGCGUGAGAGCAGCACUGCAGUUCGCACCUGACUGAGGAGAGUAAGAAAUACACAGCUCACAGUACAGAUGCACUUUAAACUUUCCAACCAGCUUCAGGUGAUGUAGAUCCCAAAAUAUGAGGGAACAAUACAAAAUAAGUAAAUACAGAAGCACUCUCGUUGUGGAAUAAGCAAAGCCAGAGCUCUUUAAAGGAAACACCCUGCAUUACAUCUUUAAUGCAGUUAUAUUUAAUGCGUUAUAGCUUUAUUAAAGUUCAAAUAAUAUGGAAGCAGGUCAUGUAAAUAACUACAAACUCCAAAACUGGAGUCAGCGCAGAGAUUGAAACUGCACCCGGCUGAUGCACACUUUGGCGCAGGGACACUUGUCCCCUCACGUGCGCUUGCCGCAGCUAGAUUAUAACAUGAUGGCUCGCAACUUACUGAAUCAUAAUAUGUGUCACUGUGCAUUUCUUAUCGUGAAAAGAAUUGGCAAUAUGCAGCUUUAUUAAUAAGAAAGAGAAUAGAUCUUGAAUAUAAGUAUACUUUUGUCUUUACUGCACUCACAGAAGUAUAACCAAGUGAAAAAUACACUUGUAUACAAAAUACACUUAUAUUUAAGAUCCAUUCUCUUAAAGCAAGUCUAAAUAUAUUAUAUGUUGCUUCUCAAGUAAAUGUAUCUUGUUUUAAGGAUUUUUAGACAAUUUCAAAUGGAAAACUAGACAAAAACACUUGAUAACAAUAGGAUUUUUUUUUCAGUAAAAUUCUUUACUGAAUUAAACUUAAUAAAGUUUGUAUUUUUUUUUCUUUAAUUCAGUCAAUGUCAUUUAUGACAUGUGUGGUUGCCGCGGUGGAUGGCGUGAAGCCUCCACACGCGCUAUGUCUCCGUGGCAACGCGCUCAACAAGCCACGUGAUAAGAUGCGCGGGUUGACUGUCUCAGAUGCGGAGGCAACUGGGAUUUGCCCUCCGCCACCCAGACUGAGGCGAAUCACUAUGCGACCACAAGGACUUAGAGCGCAUUGGGAAUUGGGCAUUCCAAAUUGGGAGAAAAAUCCCACAAAAAAAAAAAAAAAAAAAGAAA